Messenger RNA from Amyelois transitella, 2253 nucleotides. RefSeq lists its product as uncharacterized. Gene Ontology annotation, molecular function: serine-type endopeptidase activity. Bases 124 to 2253 code for a protein of 709 amino acids. The record is from RefSeq and is a predicted model, not a curated record. Gene Ontology annotation, biological process: proteolysis. NCBI's taxonomy places the organism in Eukaryota, Metazoa, Arthropoda, Insecta, Lepidoptera, Pyralidae. The transcript has 8 exons.
CCGAUCGACGAAACGACAUAAUCGACGCCAAAUAAACAGCAUCCAUACAAUAAAACCGACUAUUGUAGUAUCAUCAUAUUAUACUGCACAUUUUACAUAAUUCUGCCCACAGUGCAGACGACAAUGCUAGCCAAAUCUUUCAUUCUAAUUCUAACGUCAAAAAUAAUUUUAGCACAGAUCAGCGGUGAAUUCUGGUGGUUAAGUGAAAAGUUGCCGUACGUGAAACAUGUUGAAGCCCCGACAAUCGAAGAUGACAAUGAAUUCGACACAGAUGAAUCAGCAAAAAUCAUAUUCAAAGACAAUAAGGAGAAUAUCAAUGAUAACGCGAUUACUGUGGGGGAUAAGAAACAUCGUAAAAGCGAAAAAUGGAAAAUCGAGGCUCAUUUCAGAGAAGAUAAUAAAAUCAUGUUUUCAGAUGAAUAUCUAAGCCACGAUUCAAAUGAAAAUACAAAUGUAACAGAAAGACCGGAAAAAAUUAAAGACUUUAAAAAAACGCAGGCCAGUGUCCUACCUAAUUACGAAGACGAAUUUAAAUUUUAUUUUCCAGAUGAUUUUUUAACGACGAAUGAUAAAAAAAAUGCCAAUUCAAUUUCCGUGUCUAAAAAAAAGGUUCACUCAAAUAAUAAAGACAAAUAUAUAGCAAAUAACAUGGAUAUAUCUGAAAACAUCUGUAAUCACAUGGAGAAAUAUGAAUGUUAUCAGCAGAAUGGUAUUGUCUACAAGCAUAACUACCGGUUUGAUGUGACAUCACAAUCAAAUGGCCAUUUGAUCUGUUGUGUACUGCCUUUAAUGAAAGAAGAUGUAUCAAGAAUAAUAUUUCCUGGUCCUUCUUACAGUCGACAGAAAAGAUCAAAACAAAACGAUGGCAGAAACCCUGCUUUGAAACAGAGGGAGGUUUUGUUGAAACGGCGCUAUAGUAGUUCAACAGAUAAGAAAGUUACAACCCCUAAGAUAGUUUCCACCGAUUACGAUGAUGAAGAAUAUUCUAAUACCGAUCCUUACUGGAAUAUAAAAAAUACAAAUUUAAAAUUGUCCAGUACAAAUAAUGCUGCAAGUACAAUAAAAUCUUGUUAUCAAGACGAGGAUUACGUAGUAGAAGUACCGAGGCCUGGGCUUUUAGGCGUAUAUUCUGAUCACAGUCGUCCAGGAUGGUCAAUAAAUGAUAAGGACCCUUAUGGAGGAAGUGCAUAUGAAGACGAUGAUAACUAUGACGAUGAUUUACCUGGUUAUUCCACGAUUGAUCCAAGAAAAGAUACCACUACAUCAAAAUUUCCUAAACGCGGAAAGCCCUCGAAACUUUCCACUAUAUCCGAGGAAAAUUACAGCCCUGAAAGUCAGACAAUAAGCUUCCAAUCGAACCCAGACUUUCAAGUACUACAGGGUUUCAAACUUAUCAAUUUGGCGAGGAAUAAGAACAAAUAUUACUCAAAUUCAAAGAAGAUUACUUCUGAGAGCGUGGUCGAGGAAAGCAGCGAAGAGUCGAUUUUAAUCGAAGCUAAUUCGGAAAAUCGCAAUAAAGAUACAAAAAAAAUUAGGAACUGCGGGAAGGUCGUGGGAAAUUUUGUUUCAAGGGAUGGCAAGCAGUUAGGCAGUUCGGAAAAUGGUUCGCAUCCGUGGUUGGCACUCGUUGUGUUGACAAAGCGGCGUCAAUUCAUUCUAUGUUACGCAACUAUAGUUCAUCCUAGAGCAGCACUAAGUACAGCCGACUGUAUUUAUGGGAGGUCAAGUGGAGAAGUAAUGGUAGUCGCUGGACUGCGAGAUCUGAAGGAUAAAUUGACCGCACAGUACAGAGAGGCAUCCUCCGUUGUACACCCACAUUACAAACCCAAUGACUUGGCUCACAAUUUGGCGAUUUUGCACUGGAGUCUUCCCCUGAAGCUGACUGUGAACGUGCAACCAGCAUGUCUCGGGGAGCUUCAAGAAAAUAGUGAAUGCUUUAUCUAUGGUUGGGGCGGAUACGAUCAAGCCAUCAGGAGUCGAUCGCGCUGGCAGCGUGCAUCGAUCCUAAACACUCGAACUUGCAAGGCAAGGCUUUCAAGCCAAUCCAAAAACCGUCAACUGCCCAGCGGCGCGUUCUGUGCUGAGGUUCAAGCCAAGGGGACUGUGACCGGCAUCGGCGGUCCCCUGAUGUGCGAAAUGAGCGGGCAACACUCGGCCACAGGAGUGGCGGUGUGGCGCAACAGCGUUCUCAUACUGCUGCCGACGCUAGGCUGGCCCGAGCAGGCGUUGGACACUCUAUUGGAAGCUUGGUAA